UCCAAAUUAAUUAGCAGGCAGGGGCCGAAGAAGGGCAAGAGGAAAUGGAAACUGAUAAAGGAGCGGCACCAACAGGAUGCUACAAAUGCGGCCGCCCAGGCCACUGGUCACGUGACUGCCCCUCUUCUACUUCUUCCUCCGCCUUUGUCUCUGCUCCCAACCCUGACCUCGACUCCACAAGGUCUUCCCCUCCUAAGUCCAAAGCUGCCCUUGCCAAAUCUUCCCAGAAGGUAGUGAGAUCCAGAUCCAGGCCAAAGCUCACCCCGGACCUCCUCCUCUCCGAUGAUGGUCUCGGCUACGUUCUUCGCCACUUUCCUCGCGCCUUCAAGUACCGUGGCCGUGGUCAUGAGGUUAGCGAUCUGGGAAACCUAAUUGGGUUAUAUAGUGAAUGGCACUCCCAUUUACUCCCUUAUUAUUCAUUUGAUCAGUUUAUACAUAAAGUGGAACAAGUUGCUGCUACAAAGCGUGUCAAGAUGUGUCUCAGAGAACUACGAGAGAGGGUUGGCAAGGGAGGGGAUCCGACAAAGUUGCAUGAACCACCAGUACAGUAUGACAAUUUAAAUGUUGAACAAGAAGCCAUGGACAAUGAGGCAUUAAGUCAUCAGCAGGCGGACCCAUCUUCAAGGAACAAUGAUGCUGAUGAUAUGCAAGCCAUGCUUCACGACAGUUAUCAAAAUGAUACUGAAAACUUGCAUGCUGAGACGGUGGCUGCUGAUAAAGUUGGUGCCAGUGGCUGUGUGGAAGAAUUUCCAGAUCAGAUUCCUAACAAUGGAGCUGCCAACUUUAGGGAAAUUCAGGUCACAGAAGAACAGAGAGUGCGUAUGGAAGCGAGCAGAUUGAAGGCAUUAGAGAGAGCAGCCGCAAGGCUCCGCUCAUCCCAGGCUACUUGACUCCACUCAUUUCCUUCACAAUUUUUGUGAAUGAUGCUUUACUGGUUAGAUCGCUGUACGUAAGUGGCACCUUCAAACUGGUUUAUUGGUUAUAUCCAGAAUUCAUUUCAUUCCGGA
Messenger RNA from Carya illinoinensis, 1007 nucleotides. RefSeq names its product TIMELESS-interacting protein. Gene Ontology annotation, molecular function: DNA binding; zinc ion binding. Gene Ontology annotation, cellular component: replication fork protection complex; nucleus. Lineage: Eukaryota; Viridiplantae; Streptophyta; Magnoliopsida; Fagales; Juglandaceae. Gene Ontology annotation, biological process: replication fork arrest; replication fork processing; DNA replication checkpoint signaling. The record is from RefSeq and is a predicted model, not a curated record. The transcript is spliced from 5 exons. Bases 45 to 890 code for a protein of 281 amino acids.